Messenger RNA from Cuscuta epithymum, 1346 nucleotides. The record is from the annotation of a GenBank genome assembly. Lineage: Eukaryota; Viridiplantae; Streptophyta; Magnoliopsida; Solanales; Convolvulaceae.
CUUUUCUCUCUCUGUGGCACCACCAAACAGAUCGAUCGAUUGCUUCUCUCCAUCGCACCUCUUCUUAGUUCUCAAAGAUCGAUUGGUUUCUUUUGCCUGCAUUUCAAAUCGAUUUCAUCAACAACUAGCUUCAUCCCUAGCCGCCGAGUUGCCGACGACUCCACCGCAAGCACGCCGCAGUUUGACCAGGUGUGAAUCUAAUCUCCAACAAUAAAUCUGCCACUUUAAUGGCAGAUUUAUUCCGCCUGAGUUAACACAGUGGUGACGGUACUCAGAGAAUGGUGGCGGCGGUGGAUGACGACUCCGGUCAGAUGGUGAUUGCGGCAACGCUGGUGAGAGGUGGUGGCGGCGACGCUGGUGAUGGAUGGUGACGAACGCCGGCAAGGAUGCGGCGGCAGGCGGCGAUGGCGGCGGCGGCGGCGGCGAUGGCGGCGGCGGCGGCGAUAGGUGGUGGCAGGUUGCGCCGGCGUGGGGUGGCAGGCAACAGUUUGGCUCGGGCAACGACAGUGCUACUGCUAGGAUUUCACAAAUCUUUUAUUUUACACUUUUGAAAUUUUUAAAGUUAAAAGAGGGGUAGUUUUGUCCAAAGGAAAAGUAUGGCGAAUUCGAGGAAGCUUUAGCCAACAAUUCGUCAAAAUCUGUUCGCAGGGAUCAUCCGCCUACUAUCCAGGUUUGAUUCUGAUCAUACAUGCUCCAUUGAUUUUAGGCAAGGUUGGCAUCGUCAGGCCACAUCUGAUGUUAUUGCAGAGCUUAUUAAACACCGAUAUGCAGAUGCAUCUCGAAAACUGUAUGCUCCUAUUGACAUUAUUGUCGACAUGAAUAGAGAUUAUGGUGUGAUGCUUCCUUACAAAAAAGCAUGGAAUGCUAACAAAAAGGCUCAGAAAAAUUUAAUGGGAUCAGAUGAGAAGUCUUACCAGCUUAUGCCAUCCAUUACGCAUGUUCUAGAAAAAAAUCCAGGCUCGAAGAUCUCACUUAUUAUUGAUGAUCAUGAUCGUUUUAAGUAUUUUUUUUCAUGCCAUUACAUCCACUGUUUGAAGGUUGGAAACACUGUGUUCCAGUCCUUAUUAUUGAUGGUUCUUUCAUGAAGUCUUAUUAUAAAGGCACCUUAUUAACAACAUGCGCUCAGGACACUAAUGACCAGAUAUUCUCGUUGGCUUUUGGUAUGUGUGACAUUGAACGAAAGGACACGUGGCUUUGGUUUUUUAAGAUGCUCAAGGAAACUCUUGCUCAUAGAGAUGACUUAUUUAUUGUCUCAGAUCGUCAUGCGGGGAUUAUUCAUGCAGCAAGGGUAGUUUUUCCACACGCUGAACAUGGAUACUGUGUUCAACACAUUUUAGGCAACAUUA